This is a messenger RNA of Etheostoma spectabile (orangethroat darter), 1211 nucleotides long. RefSeq names its product germ cell-specific gene 1-like protein. The transcript has 7 exons. Lineage: Eukaryota; Metazoa; Chordata; Actinopteri; Perciformes; Percidae. The record is from RefSeq and is a predicted model, not a curated record. Gene Ontology annotation, cellular component: plasma membrane. The coding region runs from base 87 to 1211 and encodes 374 amino acids.
CGGGACCGACCCCCUCAAAGUGAAGCACAAUCCCACUCUCUGGUCCCAACUCAUUUCUCUGUGCUCCUUCGAGUCCAGAAGCAACAAUGCUGGAGAACAUGUCCAGACGUAACCGCUCCCUGCUGUCACUUACCCUCACCUCAUUGGCCCUCACCCUGUCCGUCUGGGCCUUCUGCACCUCCUAUUGGUGCGAGGGAACACACAAGGUGGUGAAGCCUCUCUGCCUGUCACCUGUCAAGUUGAAGAACUGCGGGCAGAACAACAGCCAGCCGUACACCACAGAGGCGCCCACCCCGGACCCGAGGCAACCUCCCACCAACGUGACGCUCUCUCCGCUGCAGAAGGAGGAGCUGGCCCAGACAAAGAGAAAGCAGCUGGCCAACGCCGUCCACUACAUCUGGGAGACGGGCGAGGAUAAGUACAUGCUGCGCUACUUCCACACCGGCUUCUGGCUCUCCUGUGAGAAGCACAAUGAAGGUAAGGAUCAGGAAGAAAAGUGUCGCAGCUUCAUUGAGCUGACGCCAGGAGAAACACAAGGUGUACUCUGGCUUUCAGUCAUCAGUGAGUUUAUGUACAUCAGUCUUCUGGCUUUAGGCUUCCUGCUCAUGUGUGUGGAAGUGAUUUGCCUCUGUGCCAAGAGGGAGAUGAACGCCCUCAAGAUCAAUGCCUACGCCGCCAUGUGCACCGUCCUCUCAGGUUUGAUGGGGAUGGUGGCACACAUGAUGUACACCACAGUGUUUCAGAUGACCGUGAGCAUCGGGCCCAAAGACUGGAGGCCACAGACCUGGGACUACGGAUGGUCUUUUGCCAUGGCGUGGCUGUCGUUCAGCUGCUGCAUGGCGGCCGCCGUGGCCACGCUCAACUCCUACACCAAGACCCUCAUCGAGAUGAAGCACCGCGCCCGGCUGAGGCUGGAGGAGGUGCGCGCCGCUUCCUGCGCCCCCUCCUAUGAGGAGGUCGUUCGAGCCAGCAGUGGAGGAGUCUACUCAGUCAGUCAGCUGAUUCAGCUCGGCCAGCAGGGGGCGUUCAUGGACCCUCUGUGGCCCCGAGGAAUGGGACCAGCGGGUGGAAUGGGAGGUGGGCGGCUGGUGGACCCUCAUGGCAUGGUGGUGGUGGAGGGAUGUGGCGCUGAAGGCUGCGAAGACUGUGAGCGGGAGAUGGACGAGAUAGACUACGCUCUGCAGGAGGAGAGAGAGGACUCGCUCUGCUGA